AAGAGGAGGAAGAAAAAGAAGAAAACGAAGAGAAAGAAGAAGAGGAAGAAGAGGAGGAAGAAAAAGAAGAAGAGGAAGAAAAAGAAGAAGAGGAAGAAGAGGAGGAAGAAAAAGAAGAAGAGGAAGAAGAGGAGGAAGAAAAAGAAGAAGAGGAAAAAGAAGAAGAGGAAGAAAAAGAAGAGGAAGAAGAGGAGGAAGAAGAGGAGGAAGAAAAAGAAGAAGAGGAAGAGAAAGAAGAAGAGGAAGAAGAGGAGGCAUUUUGA
Molecule: messenger RNA, 263 nt
Organism: Racocetra fulgida
Lineage: Eukaryota; Fungi; Glomeromycota; Glomeromycetes; Diversisporales; Gigasporaceae
Source: the annotation of a GenBank genome assembly